UCUCAACAACAUCCUCUUCGGCUCUAGUCAUGGCACACUACGAUCAACAACAAGCUCCUGCAUAUCCUCGACCAAGCGAGGUAUAUCAACCACCUCAACAAUGCUAUCCAGCAGAAAAGGAGGUGGAAAUGCGUGCUAAUGCUCCGCCACCACCCGUUGGUUAUCCCACUAAGGGCGGCACUGAGUACCCCCAACAUGCCCCUCCUCUCCACACGCAAAGCAGAGGUGAUGACUUUUGGAAAGGAUGUUUUGCUGCCUUAUGUUGCUGCUGUGUGUUGGAUAUGUGCUUUUGCUAAUCAAGCACACCCUAGAUGCAUGCCUAAAUCUUGAUAAGGCACUAAGUUUUCUUUUCUCUCUUGAUUUCCCAUCUAGGCUACAUUAAUCAUGC
Messenger RNA from Theobroma umbraticum, 388 nucleotides. RefSeq names its product protein CYSTEINE-RICH TRANSMEMBRANE MODULE 9-like. NCBI's taxonomy places the organism in Eukaryota, Viridiplantae, Streptophyta, Magnoliopsida, Malvales, Malvaceae. Gene Ontology annotation, cellular component: plasma membrane. The record is from RefSeq and is a predicted model, not a curated record.